GUGUCUUUUUUCUGGGCAGUUCCUUUUUCCCCCAUUGGUCCAUGACGCUUCAACCACACGACCCCCAUCCUCCUAUUAGUUUAUGUCUGCGCCAGGUCAUACGACGAGCGAGUUGAAUCAGCUCUUCUUACAUUUUUGAAUGGUUACUUAUCUCAUCUUGAGAAAAUCUCGGACCACCUGACCAGCGUAGAGGUAAGCGUUAAUCUUUAUUUCAAAAUUGCUAAUCUGCACUGCUCGGAAGACGUCCAAAAAAUGAAUAAACUCAUUAAAGGGUAUCAUGUGAGUUUGCGAAGGAUUUUAUUUCGCCAAGGACAGCAUUCAGAUAAAAGAGAAAAACGCGAUCUCUCAAUUUUAUUAGGUUGACCUUUUUUUCUAUCGCAAUAGAAAAAACCCUCUUGGGGGUCCACGGACUGGCUUCAAUAACACUUGAAUGGCGAAAACGAUAUAUUUUCUCACUACCCUCCGUCUAGAUAUUCAAGUGGGUUUAAGGCUUACCAGAUAAACAGCGGGGGACAAGAGUGAAUGACUUAUUUAGUGGCACAGCAUAUGAUAGUUUUACAGGGAGACACAGCAUUUGAUAGUUUUACAAGGAGACACAGUAUUUAAUAGUUUUACAGGGAGACACAGCAUUUGAUAGUUUUACAGGGAGACACAGCAUUUGAUAGUAGUUUUUUUUAAGGGAGACAGAAUUUAAUAGUUUUACAGUGAGACACAGUAUUAAUAGUUUUACAGUGAGACACAGUAUUUAAUAGUUUUACAGUGAUACAAAGUAUGUAAUAGUUUUACAGUGAGACACAGUAUUUAAUAGUUUUACAGUGAUACAAAGUAUGUAAUAGUUUUACAGUGAGACACAGUAUUUAAUAGUUUUACAAGGAGACACAUCAUUUGAUAGUUUUACAGGGAGACACAGCAUUUGAUAGUAGUUAUUUUUUAAGGGAGACAGAAUUUAAUAGUUUUACAGUGAGACACAGUAUUAAUAGUUUUACAGUGAGACACAGUAUUUAAUAGUUUUACAGUGAUACAAAGUAUGUAAUAGUUUUACAGUGAGACACAGUAUUUAAUAGUUUUACAGUGAUUCAAAGUAUGUAAUAGUUUUACAGUGAGACACAGUAUUUAAUAGUUUUACAGUGAGACACAGGAUUUAAUAGUUUUACAGUGACACAAAGUAUUUAAUAGUUUUACAGGGAGACACAGUAUUUAAUAGUUUUACAAGGAGACACAGUAUUUAAUAGUUUUACAAUGACACAAAGUAUUUAAUAGUUUUACAGUGAGACACAGGAUUUAAUAGUUUUACAGUGACACAAAGUAUUUAAUAGUUCUACAGGGAGACACAGUAUUUAAUAGUUUUACAAGGAGACACAGUAUUUAAUAGUUUUACAAUGACACAAAGUAUUUAAUAGUUUUACAAGGAGACACAGUAUUUAAUAGUUUUUCAAGGAGACACAGUAUUUAAUAGUUUUACAGGGAGACACAGUAUUUAUAUAUAUAUAUAUAUAUAUAUAUAUAUUAUUAACGGGGAAUUAUCCAUGUUUAAAGGAAUGUCUAGUUUACCGUACUCCAUAAGAAAUGCAGUGAUGUCUUUAAUGACACACAAGAUAUUCAAAUAUCUGAAUAUAAUUUGUCGGUGUCUUUCAACGCACAAGUGUCAAUGUGUCGCUGAGCGCAACGUCAUCUCUGGAUCUAUGUUGUUUUUUUAUGAACGUAACAGCUUAAUGGUCUAUGAACAUGAUACAUGUUAUGUCAGUGUCCUUUUAUUUGUCUAAGAACGAGGAGUGUCUUGUUCAUGAACAGAAUUUGGCGUGAACUAGAAAUACUUGUCCAAUAUUUUCCUUCUGUUAAGUGCUCUCUAGAUCAAUAUUUGCCUUCUCUUAAGUCAGUGGUUCUGAACCUUUUUGGAGGUACUGAACCCCACCAGUUUCAUAUGCGCAUUCAUCGAACCCUUCGUAAUAGGAACAAUAAAAACUGAUUUUAAAAAAAAUAUUUUUUUUUACCUCCACCGAACCCCUGAGACUUACUCACCGAACCCCUGAGACUUACUCAACGAACCCCUGGGGUUCGAUCGAACCCAGGUUAAGAACCACUGUCUUAAAUGCUGUGUAGGUCAAGAGUUUAUAUUUCAAAAUGGCACGCGACGCGACGAAACUGGCUAAGGUUGAUAGGGGAAAAUAAUAACAUUAAACCGUGUGAAUUUCCCACAUCUUACAAAGCUUCCCAUUUUCAUUAGGUUCACCUUCUGACUGUUACAAUUCAAAAGCCGUCUUGCGCACCCAAAGGCAAGUUCAGAAUUAGCAAACAUACGAUGGUUAAGGGGGUCCUGGUAGGUUUCUACCGUCGAACUUUAUGUACUUAGGCCGAGUAAGUACCUGUUCCCAGAGCCUUCGAUUCUUUAGAGGAAAAAAAAAGAAAGAAAAACAAAAUUGGGGGUGGGGAUUGCUGGGCAUUACGGAUAAGUUCCCCCUGCUAUGGAUGACGUCAUGGAUUGUCUCUUGAUAAUGACAUGCGAAAAACACUACCCUGUUCACAGAGGCGUAGCUAAGGGAGCCAGGGGGGGGGGUGACAGAUGUCCAUGGGCCCCAAACACUCAAGCUACGCCUCUGUCUGUUCAUCUUUGCAAAACAAACUUUACUUCUGGGUGCCUAGAAAUACUUUAGAUAAUAAGAGAAAAAAAAAAAAAAAAAAAAAAAAAAAAAAAAAAAAAAAAAAAAUAUAAAAAAAAAAAAAAAAAAAAAAAAAAAAAAAAAAAAAAAAAAAAAAACAACUUGAAAUUUACACAAAUAAAAACUUCACGUUUCAAUGGAUCGAAUUUCUUCAGAAAAAUAAAUUAUAUAACUUUCGACGUGUGAACAUUUCAUACGUAGGCCAAAUGCCACUAUUCAACAAGUGGGCCAAAUGCCACUAUUUAACACCUAAAGUUUACUGGCAAUUUGAAAUGUUAAAACUUCUUCUAUUGUACAGUGUAAAAGUUGUGGAUUCCAUUCCCAUACUGAUAAGGAAUAUUAUUAUUAUUAUUAUAAUUUUUUUUAAAUUUUAAGUUUGAAAUAAAACGAAAGGAUGAUUUCAAUUCUACAAGGAACAAAGAAAUCAUGGCAUAAAAUAAAUAGGCGUUCUUGGUUUUAGUUCAAAUAAAUGAUGCAGGGUUCCUCUGAAACCGGACGUCUGUGCCACGCAUUGAUUUCCCCCCCCCCCCAACACCACUUUUAAAGCAAUGUCAACACUUUUUGCAAACCCUGCUCUACAUCACGCUCUGGCUCGUUCAGACAAAACCAACUUGGAUUUUGUUCAAAUAUCCACAGAAAUGGAACAUGAUCUGAUUCACUAAAAUCAUUUACGGACCCGUGUUACGUCGACUGCAGGUUUUUUAAAAUUUUUAAAAAUAAUUUUUUAUUUUAUUUUUGCAAACGUUAUGUUGCCGGUGUGCACUUUAAUAGCAAUCUUUCUAAUGAGCACAUUAUCUUAUUCUUCUGUCCCUCUGAAAUGGAAAAAAAAACCUUUUUUUUUUCAAAUNGAAAUCAUGGCAUAAAAUAAAUAGGCGUUCUUGGUUUUAGUUCAAAUAAAUGAUGCAGGGUUCCUCUGAAACCGGACGUCUUGGCCACGCAUUGAUUUACCCCCCCCCCCAACACCACUUUUAAAGCAAUGUCAACACUUUUUGCAAACCCUGCUCUACAUCACGCUCUGGCUCGUUCAGACAAAACCAACUUGGAUUUUGUUCAAAUAUCCACAGAAAUGGAACAUGAUCUGAUUCACUAAAAUCAUUUACGGACCCGUGUUACGUCGACUGCAGGUUUUUUAAAAUUUUUAAAAAUAAUUUUUUAUUUUAUUUUUGCAAACGUUAUGUUGCCGGUGUGCACUUUAAUAGCAAUCUUUCUAAUGAGCACAUUAUCUUAUUCUUCUGUCCCUCUGAAAUGGAAAAAAAAACCUUUUUUUUUUCAAAUACCAUAUUAAAAAUGAUUGGUGACAGGGUCUGCCAUGAGGAUGGACCACGCCGUUGAAACAAUUUAUCUUGCGAAUCAAGUUGUGGGAAUAAAAAGUAGAUGAAACAUUUUGAUGAUUCAGUAAUGUCAGAAUGACCUUGUUUUGAAGCACCAUGUUUAGUUGUCCCCCCCCCCUCCCCCCACGCGCUGUCCCACAUAAAGAAAGAAUUAAUUCACGUGACCAUUGAUUGUUGAAGGGCUUGAGGAAACGUUCUAGGCCUGAACAAAUGGACAAAUCUCCAAGCUCCUUUUCCCGUAACAUCUUCAUCAUGAACAAAUGGACAAAUCUCCAAGCUCCUUUUCCCGUAACAUCUUCAUCAUGAACAAAUGGACAAAUCUCCAAGCUCCUUUUCCCGUAACAUCUUCAUCAUGAAAAAAGUCUCCUUUAAUGCACAAAGGAGUUUUGAAUCUUUUCACGUUUCAGUUUUGGACGUGGACUAUAGAGGAAUAAAAGUAAAGAAGUAAAAAGGCAUAGACGUAUCGCAGUAUACUGUGGUCGGGAUUCUGUCAAGGAAAAAUGGCACACGGGGCGAAGUCUGCAAAUGAUGCCCCCUCUAUAUAAAGAUAAAAGUGCAGCCUCGGGGUGGUAUAAUGAAGACUUUGGCGCCCCACUGUCUUUGUGACAUACAUAGUAUUGUAUUGUUUAGUUCAAUAUCAAUGUCCUAUCUAACGACGACAUUAGCGCCCUCUUCGACUCCCCCCCCCACCUCCACUGGCUGUGGGUUAUGUAAAAUAAAAUAUAAUUGGACUUUGAUAAAACGUUUUUAAUGUUAUAUGUACUUUAAAAAAAACACACCAGUUUUAAGAUAAUCUUGGUGCAAAUUGAAUAAUUGACAAUCUCCAAUAAAAAAAAAAAAAUUUUUAUAUAUAUAUAUAUAUAUAUAUAUAUAUAUAUAGGUCAAUUAAAUACCCUACCCAUGUUAUUGUUCCCUAUGUUAUCUGUAUAAUGUUUGCAGUAUCCUGAAAGGACGAUUUUUAACAUUUCCUCUCCACAAAUAUUCCAAGUCAUAGUGACCCAUAAAUAUGUACACAUAGCUGGUUCCCCUUCUCAUAGCCACUGGCCGAAUUUUUCACUAUUGAAUUUUAACGAAUUUAAUUGUAGAACAUGAAGUCUCAAACGUACAAACGCAAACCUGGGAUAAGACCCCCAAAAAAUGUUUCAGCAGUAACUGAGUCACAUCACACAUUAUGUUUGUUAACAUUCAGGCUGUAACGUAAUUUGAUCCGUCGUGUGGCCUGUGCUGUCAUCCCAACAAUUGAUCUGUCGUGUGGUCGGUGCUGUCAUCCCAACAAUUGAUCUGUCGUGUGGCCGCUGCUGUCCUCCCAACAAUUGAUCUGUCGUGUUGCCGCUGCUGUCCUCCCAACAAUUGAUCUGUCGUGUGGUCGGUGCUGUCACCACAACAAUUUCCUAAAUCAUUCAACUAUAGAGCUAAAAAUGUAAGUCAUAAUUCUGAUAUAACUACAAAGAAUAUCAGUAUUUGGGGAGGGGAGGGGUCAAUGUUUUUAAUCACGGUAUCUCUUAUGUUAUCUUGUUUGGGGGGUUAACUGAGCAAAUCCCGCCAUCGCAUCAGAAGCUGUGUUUUAUGCCAAGAUCCCAUCAGAAGCUGUGCUUUAUGCCAAGAUCCCAUCAGAAGCUGUGCUUUAUGCCAAGAUCCCAUCAGAAGCUGGGCUUUAUGCCAAGAUCCCAUCAGAAGCUGUGCUUUAUGCCAAGAUCCCAUCAGAAGCUGGGCUUUAUGCCAAGAUCCCAUCAGAAGCUGUGCUUUAUGCCAAGAUCCCAUCAGAAGCUGUGCUUUAUGCCAAGAUCCCAUCAGAAGCUGUGCUUUAUGCCAAGAUCCCAUCAGAAGCUGUGCUUUAUGCCAAGAUCCCAUCAGAAGCUGUGCUUUAUGCCAAGAUCCCAUCAGAAGCUGUGCUUUAUGCCAAGAUCCCAUCAGAAGCUGUGCUUUAUGCCAAGAUCCCAUCAGAAGCUGUGCUUUAUGCCAAGAUCCCAUCAGAAGCUGUGCUUUAUGCCAAGAUCCCAUCAGAAGCUGUGCUUUAUGCCAAGAUCCCAUCAGAAGCUGUGCUUUAUGCCAAGAUCCCAUCAGAAGCUGUGCUUUAUGCCAAGAUCCCAUCAGAAGCUGGGCUUUAUGCCAAGAUCCCAUCAGAAGCUGGGCUUUAUGCCAAGAUCCCACCAGAAGCUGGGCUUUAUGCCAAGAUCCCAUCAGAAUAUGUGCUUUAUGCCAAGAUCCCAUCAGAAGCUGUGCUUUAUGCCAAGAUCCAUCAGAAGCUGUGCUUUAUGCCAAGAUCCCACCAGAAGCUGGGCUUUAUGCCAAGAUCCCAUCAGAAGCUGGGCUUUAUGCCAAGAUCCCAUCAGAAUCUGUGCUUUAUGCCAAGAUCCCAUCAGAAGCUGUGCUUUAUGCCAAGAUCCCAUCAGAAGCUGUGCUUUAUGCCAAGAUCCCAUCAGAAGCUGUGCUUUAUGCCAAGAUCCCAUCAGAAGCUGUGCUUUAUGCCAAGAUCCCAUCAGAAGCUGUGCUUUAUGCCAAGAUCCCAUCAGAAGCUGUGCUUUAUGCCAAGAUCCCAUCAGAAGCUGUGCUUUAUGCCAAGAUCCCAUCAGAAGCUGUGCUUUAUGCCAAGAUCCCAUCAGAAGCUGUGCUUUAUGCCAAGAUCCCACCAGAAGCUGUGCUUUAUGCCAAGAUCCCACCAGAAGCUGUGCUUUAUGCCAAGAUCCCAUCAGAAGCUGUGCUUUAUGCCAAGAUCCCAUCAGAAUCUGUGCUUUAUGCCAAGAUCCCAUCAGAAGCUGUGCUUUAUGCCAAGAUCCCACCAGAAGCUGUGCUUUAUGCCAAGAUCCCACCAGAAGCUGUGCUUUAUGCCAAGAUCCCACCAGAAGCUGUGCUUUAUGCCAAGAUCCCAUCAGAAGCUGUGCUUUAUGCCAAGAUCCCAUCAGAAGCUGUGCUUUAUGCCAAGAUCCCAUCAGAAGCUGUGCUUUAUGCCAAGAUCCCAUCAGAAGCUGUGCUUUAGGUUUCUGUUCCUUUAAAAUUAUUAUAUUUUAUCAUUACUUAUAUGAAAAUUUUACCCUCUUCUCAUUCUAAGGUAUUUAUUACUUCAAAUACUGUUGACACUUGCAUGCCACGCCCACACUGUCGGGGCCACGUGUCUCAUGACAGAUGACACGUGCGAGUUUUGGCUUGAAAUCGAGCAUCACCUUACCAUGAGGUUGGGCAAAAUGGCCGUGUUUGCAGCCAAUGGGAAGCUGUACAAUGUGACCAAUCAAACCAUCGCUGUGCCGAUAGAGAACGUGAUCACUGCCGAUGGUUGGGAGGACGCACGGUUGGUUACAGUUGUCAAUAAAGCCAUGCCUGGUCCACCCAUUGAGGUACAUUUUACACUAGAUUGUCUUUCUAUAAUUAGCCACGAAUGGUUAUUUAACUCAGGGGCAAUGGUGAAUGUUAAAAUAAGACUCUGCUUUCAAAACACAAAUAAAGAUGGCAACGUUGCUGGCACCACAGUCCAGAGAACCGUAUCAUGCCAGGAUUGAAAUCUGAUUCUAAAAGUGAGACACAUCUGUGUUCACGUCACACAUUCUGGGUUUCCUUUCACUCCCCACAGGUUUAUGAAGGUCAAAAGGUCAUCGUUCAUGUUAAGAAUCUGUUGACCAACGAAGGUACUUCAAUCCAUUGGCAUGGCCUGCAUCAGAUUGGCACUCCUUGGAUGGACGGUGUCCCGUUUGUCACACAGGUAGAGUAAAUGAAUUUGUCCCAUUCGUCACACAAGUAGAGUAAAGGAAGUUGUCCUGUUCGUCACACAGGUAGAAUAAAGGAAAUUGUCCCGUUCGUCACACAGGUAGAGUAAAUGAAAUUGUCCCAUUCGUCACACAGGUAGAGUAAAGGAAGUUGUCCCAUUCGUCACACAGGUAGAGUAAAGGAAGUUGUCCCAUUCGUCACACAGGUAGAGUAAAGGAAGUUGUCCCAUUCGUCACACAGGUAGAGUAAAGGAAGUUGUCCCAUUCGUCACACAGGUAGAGUAAAGGAAAUUGUCCCAUUCGUCACACAGAUAGAGUAAAGGAAGUUGUCCCAUUCGUCACACAGGUAGAGUAAAGGAAGUUGUCCCAUUCGUCACACAGGUAGAGUAAAGGAAAUUGUCCCAUUCGUCACACAGGUGGAGUAAAGGAAGUUGUCCUGUUCGUCACACAGGUAGAGUAAAGGAAGUUGUCCCAUUCGUCACACAGGUAGAGUAAAUGAAAUUGUCCCAUUCGUCACACAGGUAGAGUAAAGGAAGUUGUCCCGUUCGUCACACAGGUAGAGUAAAGGAAGUUGUCCCAUUCGUCACACAGGUAGAGUAAAUGAAAUUGUCCCAUUCGUCACACAGGUAGAGUAAAGGAAGUCUAAAAUAAAUAUACGUUUUGAAAUUGUCGUGUAGACCACAGGCAGACAUUAUUAUCAUCCUAAAAAAUGUUAAUUUAUCCCCGAAAGUAUUAGACUUGAUUAUGUAUAAAUUAUCUAUCAGGCCAUUUACUCACAAUCACUUGUAAGCCUAUACAGUAGUCUUCUUUUUCCUCGGUUACUCUUUACAGUGCCCCAUCGGUCCCGGUCAACAGUUCACCUACAAAUUUGUUGCUGACUCUGUUGGGACGUACUGGUACCACUCUCACACAGGAACCCAAAUGUCCAUGGGUGCAUUUGGGGCCUUCAUUGUAAGAGAAAGAAAGCCUCUGGAAAUGGAAGAGUUCAUCAUGAUGAUACAGGUGGGUUAGCAAACAAGUUGGCGGUAGUGACACUCAAUUCCAUACUUUAAGAAAGCGUUGAUACCCCCAUCGCCCCCACCCCUUUACUGCCACUAGGGCUACGUCUAGGGUAUGAUUAUGUUUCCUAAUUAAGUAAUCUAAACUAAUCUCACUCCACACUCUUUCUAACAUUCAAUGACACCCUCACUCGCUCUCACUUCUUUUAAUACUAUCACUAUAAUAGCCCACAAAUAAAUAUUUAGUUAUAAACAGAAUUAACUACACACAUACACAUAUAAGGAAAUAACUAAAUAAGCUGCCUAAUGCUAAUACAAUUUGCGAUGGAAAAAGUUACACUGGCUAUCUUGUCGUCUGUAGCCGGUCAAGUCCGAAACACACACGGCCUGGUUUGCUUGGCCUCCCUCUCGCUGGUCACUGCCCACUGCGACGUGGUAGGUGUAGACAAUUUAGCUCGAACGGCUGGUGCAGACACCCGGCCUGGACUCCUGGCAGAGUCUACAUUUAUCUUCUAGUAAGCCUAACCUACACUUGAUUCUUCUAAUAGAAUUUCAGCGUUAGUCUGACCCUAAACGACUGACUCCACUAACUGACUCAACUGUACUAAGUGGUCUAUACUCUACGGUAUACUAGACCGACUCUACUACGCUCAACUCUACAGUCUACUGUGACUAAACUCAAAUCAACUAUACUCCGCUAUAGUGACUUUCAAUGAGCUCGAUUAUACUGGGACUCAACUCUACGGUACAAACUAUACUGGGACUAACUAUACUGGAACUGGCUAGAAAUGAGAAAAAAGAAUACAACGCAUAGGACAUAGCUACGAAUUAAAAUCAUAUCACAUUGUUAAUAAAUAAUCAUAAUCUAACAGUAACUAUAAUCCUAAAAUUUCUUAAUAAAACUACAAACAUGUGAAUACUAAAAAUACCAACAUAGCCAAAUUAUAGAUAAACAAACUUCAUCAAAUAGAAUAGCUAGCCGGGCUCUACUGAAAAAUAACAGGUGAAAAGAGAGCGAGAAAUGGGGGGGGGGGGGGGGGGUUCCUUUUACACUGGGUACAGGGUCGCGUGCCCUGCAUCUCGUAUGCGUCACUUGGGAUGCCCUCACCAGACGCGCAUUUUUUCAGCUGGGUCACGGUCUAGGUGACCAGGUUAAUUUCCAUUGUUUAUGUUAUUGUUAUGAAUGUUAGGGGUGGAUAGAGCGUGAGCCAGUGGGUCUCAAAAACAUGAGGACCAGCGGGUCUCAACAUGUGCCUUCUGGUAGUGUACUGUGUCUUCUGGUAGUGUACUGUGGUGCCUUCUGGUAUUGUACUUUGUCUUCUGAUAGUGUACUUUGUCUUCUGAUAGUGUACUGUGUCUUCUGGCAGUAUACUGUGUCUUUUGGUAGUGUGCUGUGUCUUCUGGUAGAGUAUUGUGCAAACGGAAGGGGAAAUUUGGUCGACCAGAACGGUUUCGCCAAAUGACCCUCACGCUAAUGUUGCUCUAUGGCAGGUGUUACAUUCGCCCCGACCCAAUUUAGGACGAAACUGACGAAGAUGAUGCAUGAAGUAACGGCUUGUAUCGUAAUCCAACUUUUGUGAUCGAACCAUUUCUUUAGGAUUUGAGAAGGUUCUUUCACACAAAGGGGCCUUUACGUGAAUAGACAAUGCUACAAACAAAACGCGGCUACCAGCAAUAUCGCUCGAGACUAUUUAGACAUGCUGCGGGAAAACUAUCAAAUACCAAUAAUUUCACGCGUUACUGACACCCCAUACACAUCCCACUCCCCCGAUCUUACACCAACCGAUUCAAACGGGUGGGACAUUGUCAAAGGCAAUUAUGUUCAACUGUAAGAGAUCGGCAAAGAACUGUGCAAUGCAAUAUUGGAGCAAACUAUAACACUUCCUUGUGCAGAAUGAGGAAAAAACGUUGUUCCCGGGUAGGUUCGAGAACAUGCAUGAACGAUAAGUACAUGAACUACAGCCAGGCGUGCAGGGUUCGAACGCCCACGUCACGCUAGCAUUACAAACAUUUUUUUUUACCCAAGCCCCACCUGAGCACAUACAAAGGUUUAAUGUCUCUGUAUCCAGCCUUUGCUGAAGAACUGAAACAUGUCUCCAUGCUGCCGUCAAGUGGAUUACGUUUCAAAUAGGCUGCGGUCAGGGCCGGAUUAAGCCAUCUUGGUGUCCUAGGCACAAACCCACAUGAGUGCCCCCUACUGCCCCGGGCCCGCGAUCCUCCACUGAAUGCUGGUAUGUUAAAUAUUAUGCAAAAAACUAACAAAGAAAAACAGUUGUGAAAUGUAAACACAUAUGUUUGUACUACUAUCACUCAUAUAAAACCUACAAUAAGGUAUUUCUGUAUUAAAAUUAAUAGUUAAUUAAUUCUGUAAUAAUAGUAGACAAAAAUACUGUAACUUUUUUGAUAGAUAAGAAAGUCAGAGAGCGCACACAAUUACAUUUUUAAGUUCUUUUUUCUAGAUUUACGUCUGGCAAAGUUUUUGAGUGCAUCAUCAAAGUUAAUUUUGAGAAACAAGUCUGCCUCAAUCAAAGAUAAGGAAUCAAGCCCCUCUUGUUUCAUUGUCUAUCUACUUGGAUUUUUUGUACGUUUAAACAGAGAAAAAGAGCGCUCAGUUGAACAGUUCGUAACCAUUAUUGUUAAAAAUAUGCGCAAGGCGAUUUCUACAUUUGGAAAAGCAAACUCGAUGUUGUCUCUAACUAUUACUUUGUAGAGUUCUGCAUGACUGAACGUGUUGUUCUCAGAUUUUGAUGCACGAAAAUUGGGGCGAAUAUAUGAGUGGAGCUGUUGUAGCUCAGUAUAUAAAUUAUUGUUAAGAUCUUCAGGCUAAGCAUUUAUUAGCCCUUCUCAACACUGAGAUGUUUGUGGUACAUCGACCAAACAAGAAAAUCGAACUGCUAGAUCAUUAUAUACCUGUCCUCGUCUACUCAUCUCUUUAUCAAGUUUGUCAACAAUGGUGUAGAAAGCAGAUAGACGAAAUUUGUCUCUGGCAUUCUGAGAUACCUCAGGGGCAUCACCAUCAAUGACCACUGUCUUUCGUUUACGAUUACGGGUCAAAGUUGACUUAUAAUCCACAUCUGGUGGUUUUUUAAAUCUUUUGCAGCUUCUUCAAAUCUUUCAAAUUCAUUCCUAGAUUCAUGGAAGUGAUCUGCUAGUGAAGAAUACAAAUCAGCACACGUUUUCAAGUUCACGUGCUCAUUUUGUAGAGUUUGACUGACCCUAUUCACAAUUGUUUUCACUAGCAGACCAAAACGGAAGUGAAUUUGUCGCUACACACUAGUGCGUUACUUAGCACAAAGAUAUCCCAGAAAAGUAAAAAAAAAAUAGCACAAAAAAAAAAAACCUUGAAAAAAAAAAAAAAAAAAAAAAAAAAAAAAAAAAAACUGAAAAAAAAAAAAAAAAGCAAAAAAAAGGGGGGGGGGGUUUUUUUUCCCCCCCCCCCCCCCGGUUGUGGGACCAAGGUUAAAUAAUGUGCGAUUCAAUAUUACAUUUGCGAUUUGCUAAUGCCAUGCUUGAGGACUUAUGGUGCCCCCCCCCCAAUGCUUGGUGCCCUAGGCACGUGCCUUGUUUGCCUAAUGGUUAAUCCAGCCCUGGCUGCGUCUAUUCGGACCCGGGUCCCAGAAGUGAGAGGUUGAGUUUAUUAAUAAAUAUUAAAAAUAUUAUUGUUGGGUUUGUAAGACAAACCGACACGCAUAGCCGCUUUUCGGACCCGGGUCCCUUUAGACUAAAUGAUAUUCGGAUGUCAUUUGUGGUAGUUUAUUUUAGUUAAACUGAAGAAGUAAUUUUUUAAAAAAUAUAGUCCAUUCAAUUAUCUUUCAUUUGAUACCGAAUUUGUCUUACACCCCUACAAUAAUAUUUUAAAUAUUUUUUAAAAUCCCAACCUCUCACUUGUGAGAACCGGGUCGGAAUAGCCACUUCGUUUGAAAUAUUCGGCCCAUGUAGGUCUUGAGUUUCAACGUUUUACAAUAAUCAAAAAAAAUUUUAAAAGAAUAAAAUAAUUGAAUAAGUAUUGUAGAAACUGACCAAGUAGUUAGUGAGAUCCUCAUGAACUUUUACAAUUUUUAGUUCAGUGGUUCUAAACACAUGGGUGGCGACUUCAUCGGGGUCACUUAAAAUAUGCUCCCGGGGGGAGCAAAACAAUAACUUAUGAUUCAUUCGUCAGGGAAACUAGGCAACUAAAUAAAAAAUUUUAAAAAUACAACUUUAAAUCAUUUUCUUUUGUCUAGGACUGGAAUCAUGACAUGGACGCUGACUUGGUCCAUGCAAAAUUAUUGUAUGGCAACUAUGUAAACAGAACAGAAGUUCUACAAACAAUGUCCCUGGAAGGUGCACAUUUUAGGUGAGAUUAAACUGUCAACUCCAUUGAAAUUUAUUUUCGUAAUGCCAUAAUAAAAUAGGAGAUGUUUGAUUUAACGUAGGCCCACAAAUUCUAAAGCAGUGGUUCUGAACCUUCCUAAUGCCGCGACCCUUUAAUAAAGGUCCUCAUGUUGUGGUGACCCUCAAGCAAAACAAUUAUGUUCGUUGCUACUUCAUAAAAUGUGUUAUCCAAUGGUCUUAGUCGACCCUUCUGUAAGGGUCGUUCGACACCCAAAAGAGGUCGUGACCCACAGGUUGACAGCCUCUGCUUUAAAUGAUGUGUAAAGUAAAUUUGGAGGUAGAAAUUUUAAGCAUCGAUUUAAAUAUAUAUGUAUCUAUAUUAAAAUUCCAAUUUAAAAAUGAAAAUCAUCUAAAGUUGUGUUUUCCCCCCUUUAUCUAAGCAAUCUCCCGUUUCAAUCGGGACUCAUCAAUGGAAGGGGACGUUACUACUACCCGGAUGGCAGUAACAACCAGGCUCCAUUAACAGUGUAUAAAGUCAAUGCUUCCAGCUCUUACAGGUAGAUACCAAAAGAGCCGUCAAGUUUUCCCUGCAACCCUUGCGUCACGUGGGUCCUGCAACUCCUGUGUUACGUGGGUCCUGCAACCCCUGUGGCUGCACUGUGUGUUGAAUAUUAAAGGGGCCCAAAGUUGUGAUGCGGAAAAAAAGUUUUUCUAUUUUUUUUUUACUAGAUUAGUAGUGAACGAUACAGCAAUUUCAGGAUCAUCUGCCCUACUCCCCCUCCCCCCCCCCCAAACCCAUUUGAUAAUAAUUCAGCCCAAAGUUGUGGGGCGGAAAAAAAGUUUUUCUAUUUUUUUUUUACUAGAUUAGUAGUGAACGAUACAGCAAUUUCAGGAUCAUCUGCCCUACCCCCCCCCCCCCCCCCCCCAAACCCAUUUGAUAAUAAUUCCAUCGCCCAUGAUGGUAUCACUACAGGAGUGCAUAGAAGUAUCUUUCUAUGAGUUUUCUCGAAUGGUAUUGCAUACGAUUUAAUAUAUACUUUUGAGUGUUCCCAGAAAGUUCCAACUUAAUCGCACCAGGGAAUGGAUCUCCUCAUUGGUGAACAGUAUCCCUCGGAGGGACGGAAUACCGUCGGGGAAUGGGAUCCCACCCGGGAAUGGGAUCCUCACGGAAAUGAGAUAUCGGCGGGGAACUUUAUUUAACCAGGAAGUGAGAUUUCUUUGGGAUCCUAUUUAAUUUCAUUUAUAAACGGCUAUAGCUUAGACCAGAGGUUCCUAAAGUGGUCUAUAUCGACCCCCAGGGGUCGACGACAACUUGCAAGGGGCCCAUGUCAGCGGAAAAAAAAAUAAUAUCAGAUGAGCAGGGGGUCUGCCCAAAACCAAAAAAAACAUGGCAAGUGGUCUAGAGACAAAAAAGUUUGGGGACCUCUGGCUUAGACAAUGGUGAAUUUAUUUGUAUAAUGUGACAACUCUUAAAAGUUUGAUUAGACUUUAAAUCAUGUUUAUUUACUGGGACUUGUCUUUGACAUUAAAUGAAAAGGACUGAGGCACAAUAUGUUUACAUAAGUUAGAAUCAAUCUGUUUUUAUAGGGAAAUUAUAUUAUUAUUUUUUACUUAAGCGAUGUGUUUUUUUACAGGGUCCUUAAGUUAAGUUCAAUAUUUUCUAAAAGCCCGCAUAAGUUUGUUUGUUUUUUUCCGAAUGCACUCUCGGACAACGUCGGGUACAUCGGCUAGUAUUAUAUAUAAAGGUGAAACAAGUGUUUUGACUUCGCAAUCAUCACACUACGUCAUCGACAACGACAUAUUUACAUGUCAAAAAUACUGGAAGCGAUUUUUUAAAAUUGUAAUGAAUUUUAUUUGCUAAAAUUAAAUACCAUAUUUUAUUUCAUCUUUCCAACAGGUUCCGUGUGGUGGGAGCUGGGAGUGUUUACCCGUUUAGAGUUUCCAUUGACGGCCAUCCCAUUACACUGGUGGCUUCUGAUGGGUAGUUAACAUUUAGCAUUUAAAUAAACCCACAAAAAGAAGGGGGGGGGGGCUUACACAGAACAAUUUAUUCAUUCUUGUUUUAGUUUUAGUACUGAAUUUACGAUUUUAAGUAUUUAACUUACAUCUGAAAUUGUUAGCAUUUUUUUUUAAAUGCCAAAAAUGUAUUAAGGUGUUAUUUGUUUUAAUGUGUCAACAGCUGUGAAUUACAACCAGUGGUUGUGGAGUCAAUUAUUGUUAACGAAGGCGAACGAUAUGAUUUUGUGGUCGCAGCCAAUCAGACUGUUGGAAAUUAUUGGAUAAGGGCAGUCACUCUGGAGGUGAAUGUUCAGAACCAUGUAGCUGAAGCCAUUCUAAGAUAUGAGGGUGCACCGGAUGAGGAACCAAAGACCAGUAGAAAAAAUUGUACAGCAAAUGAUAGGUUGGAAAUUUUGCAGGUUUUAAAAAGAUGAUUAAUUACUCAGUCUUAAGUGUAUUUCAUUUUUUUUAAAGUUUCACAAUUGUAGUAGUUGGAUUCAAUCUUAAAUGAAAAACAACAAUAACGACAACAACGAUAAAAACAACAACAUCAUCAACAAAACAUAACUAUGAAUCUUUUAAGUGCAUAUUCAGGUAACAAAACACAGAAAGCCCAUCACAAGUGAGACAAAUAUGAUAUUUAUUAUGCUAGUAGAGCUAUGCCAUUCUGACACAAGUCUAACAAUGCACUCUCCCUUUACAGGUGUCUUGUGGUCAACUGUCCAUUUUCUUACUACCCAGAUGGAGCGUUCACCGACUGCGUGAAUUUAGGGCAGCUGAAGACGACCGUGGGCCACAGCACACCUGGUGGGAACAGAACACAGACAGAAGAUAAUAUAGAAGACGUUUUCCUCAACUUUGCCUUUCCUAUAAGAAUAUCACAAUCACCCAUUCACGGUGGUGUCAGUGGAAGAACUUUUAUGGUAAGCAACAAAUUGAGAUAGAGCUUUGAGACUCGAAUGUCUACGGUAUGAGAGUGACAAAACACAUUUCUAAAAUGUGUCAAUGAAUGCAGUGGCAUAACUAAAUGUUUAGAAUAUGAGUAAAAAACAACAACCUCGCUUUCUCCAUGAAAUCUGGUUUAUUAUCGUCACAAUAAAGACAGUUGUUAUAAAUCAUGAAGAAACACAGUGUCGGAGAAAACACAAUAAAAGGAAAAAUGAGACAUUAUUUAUUAAUUUUGUUUACAAAAUAUGUCUUAUAAAGCUGGAUGCUGUUCAAAGACCGAUCGGAAACUCGUAAUUGAUCCCCUACCCAGAGGUGUAUAUAGGAGGGGAAGGCAUAUUUUCUUUAGGAUUCAAAAGGGAGGGGGCAUUUUCAGGCUACUGUAGAUGUUUUUUUUUUUGUGAGGAAAGAAUCCUCUCCAGCCCCGGCGUGCCACUAACGGUAGCUAAGCCAUGGAGCCCGGGUGCCACUAACGGUAGCUAAGCCAUGGAGCCCGGGUGCCACUAACGGUAGCUCAGCCAUCCCCGGCUGCCACUAACGGUAGCUAAGCCAUCCCCGGGUGCCACUAACGGUAGCUAAGCCAUGGAGCCCGGGUGCCACUAACGGUAGCUAAGCCAUCCCCGGGUGCCACUAACGGUAGCUAAGCCAUCCCCGGGUGCCACUAACGGUAGCUAAGCCACUUCGCCUGCCUGUUGUGUCAUCUUUCACGUUUUCCAAUGACCUGUUUUUAUAUUUUCUUAAGCAUGAUCGUAGUCUCAACCUUAUUAUAAAAUAAAAAAUAAUGCCAGAUCAGCCUCAUUGUUUGUUCCUCACAAAAUCAACAAAGAAAAUCAAUACAUAUAAAACUCUAGGUAUGAAAGAAAGUAUGGUGUAAUGGUGAGUUCAAAAGCGUGCAAAGUAAAACUCCUGAUAACUGCGCUAAAUGAGAUUGUUCAAUAUACCAUAAGGGCGUUUGGUGCGUAAUAUUUCUUUGGUUUUUUUCUCAAAUAGUUGGUGAAAUGAAUCUGCUGUGUAAAAGUGGUUGCGUCAUUAGAAUAUUAAUAGAGUUUAGGGGCGUGAAAAAAAUGGGGGAUGGGACUAAUUGGGAUUCUCGUCAAGUGCGUUACUUGUCUGCAAGUUUUGUUAAAUUUUCAGCCUCCUCCCCACUGCUCGAUGUUACAUUUUAUUUUUUAUGAAAAACUGUGUUUUUAGGGGCUGUUUAAUGUAUUUAUUGUGAACUAGGUUUCUUAAUAGGUAUAAAAGACGACUAAUAUGAAUAUUUGAUUUCAGUUCCCGACAGUCCCUGUCUUGACUCAGCCCCAAGAAGUAACAACAGCUUGUAACAAUGAUGAAUGUGGAGAUGAAAAAGUCUGCAAAUGUCCUUAUACAAUAAAUCUAGAGGUAAUAUAAGAAUAUGUAAAAUCAAGUCAUAAAAGAUCAGUUGCUUUCUUUUUGAGUGUGAUCCAGUCUAGGGUGACCCAAGCAUCCAUACUGCUGUCCAGUCUAGGGUGACCCAAGCAUCAAUGCUGCUGUCUAGUAUAGGGCAGUGGUCGCCAAAAAAAAAAAAUCCUGGCUCGCAUGCAGCUCCUUAGCACCCUGAGUGCGGCUCGACCAGUCGGCUUUAAAUCGGUUUUGACUCCGAAAAAACAUGGUCCUUGACAGGUUCUUGAAAAGAAAUGUGGCUCUCAAAAUUUUUUUUUUUAAUCGUCCUGCUACUGAUUUUUGGCUCUUUUGACUAAUCCGUUUGUCGACCACUGGUCUAGGGUCACUCAUGUAUCAAUGUGGAUGUCUAGUCUAGGGUAAUCUUACAUCAAUGUUGGUUUAUAGUCUAAGGUGACCUUACAUCAUGGAUGCUGUCUUGUCUAGGAUGACCUACACGUCAAUGCUGCCUCCUUGAUAGGCCUAAUUUUCAUAAACAAUCCCCCCUUCAUUGUGGACAAUUUUAACAUAUUUACAUCGGGAAAGAUGGCGUUUUUUAAAAAAAAAAAAACUUAUUUAAAGACAAAUUUCACCAGAAUUUGAUAUUAGACUGAUAUCGGUAUAUUGUUUGAAAUUUACUAAGAUGAUGAAUUUGAUAGCAAUUACAUAUAAUGAGAUUAUUAUUCUGUUAAUUAUGUUAGCUGUAGUUAUACAGAUUCCUGUAGUUAAAUCAACAAAUUGAAAUGCAUUCCUUCCAUCUUGACAAAGUUAUUAAGUUCACUGUCAAUUUAUCAUCUCAUUUUUUAUGUGAAUAGUUUUUUGUUAAUAUCAUGGGUGCUUUUGAUAUUAAGUGUUUGGAAUUAUAAUAAGAAUUACACAGAAAGAGUUGUGAUAAUGGUUUACUACUUAAUAGUUACUACAGAAAGAUUUGUAGGCAUGAUUUACUACUUCAAGUAGUUACGAACAAAUUGUGUCAAUAUAACAAUAAAAAUUACGCUUUAAUAAUAAUUAUACAUUAUACACAAGUAAACGUUUCGGCACAUGCCGUCAUCAGUGCAAAACAAAAAAAAAAACACAUUUAAGUAAGUAUAAAUUAAAUUUACAUAAUAUAAAUAUACAUAUCCUACCUAAAACAGAAAAAUAGGAGAGGGCGCUAAAACCAGAGAAAAACAAAGUAUAGAGAAGUAGGAAGGAAGUAAUUUAAACAUAAUUUAAAAAGAAAACAGGAAAAAGGCAUGGCAGUUAAGUAAAAUUGUGGAUUUUGUUCAUUCCAUAUGGAGACAACGUACUAAAUCUAGUUAUUAAUUUGUUCUCCAUAUAGAUUCUAUCUGUAGUGUUACUAGUAUAGAGUAUACCAGUAACUGCGAUGUCUGAGAUACCAUCAUGGUUGGGGCUAUUGAAAUGUUUGGAGACAGGACAUAGAGCGUGUUUAUUUAUGUUAUUGAGGUGCUCUCUGAACCGGUCCCCAAGGCGACGACCUGUCUCUCCUAUGUAUAAUUUACCGCACUUUUUGCAAAUGAUGGUGUAAAUCACGUUGCGACUUGUGCAGGUAAAGCCAUCUUUUAUUCUGAAUACUUCCAGAGGGAAAGUGAUCUUAUCAGUUUAGAUCACGUAAGGACAUGAGCUACAAUGGCUACGGUUGCAACUCUUUGUGCCUUUACGGGCUUUAAUAGCAGGGAGGUGGCUUCUAACUAGCAUGUCCCUAAGGCUCUUGUCCCUCCGGAAAGCGAAAAGAGGAGGUUUUCUGAAAAUCUCAUUUGUGACAGGGUCUGCCAUCAGAAUUGAGCGGUUUUUCAGAACGAGAGAGCGAGCUUAUAGGUUGUGGGGAUACACUUUUUUCCCUAAUCCACUGAGAAACCGUGCAGAAUCCUGUACAGCCGUACUAGCCGAAAACCAGUUAAAGCCGUUCACAGGACGGGUCAACCUUACAGCUUGGCGUGCAUGGAUUAAUGUCUCAGAAAUGAACGAUCACAUUUAUUAAAUUGGAAAGUUUAUUUAAACAUUUCGAGGGAAGGUCUGGGGGGGGGGGAAGGGGGGCAUAAAUUACGUGCUUUGGCCUAGGACGUAGAAAUUUGUAAGCUUUGCCCUGCACAAACAAUAUCGCUAUUUACAUACUGUAUUGAGAUUUAGUUAAGAAUUAUCUGGUAUAUAAAGCACGCUUAGCGCCUUUAAGGUUUGCUGCUCAUUUUUAUCAGCUGCUUUUUAGCGUCUUACAUUUUUUUCUUCAAUUCAUUUCAUUGUUGUAAUUUAAAGGUGUCGAACUGUGUAUGCUCUAAGUGCAAAACUAUUUACCCGUCUCCUCUCUUAGCGUUUGUUCCAGACAUAGGAUGUGAAUCAGAUACAUUUAUAUAUAUUAAGUGGUGCUGUUUUCUUGAUCUUCUUUAGAUAGGCUGUUUUAUGUUAUAUGGAUUUGUUUUAAAAAAGGUCUUUAAAAGUACGCAUAGAAUGCACGUUUCUUGUCUUGUAAAUUUUUAAAAAUGCAUUAUUUAUCUGUCUUAACAGUACAACAGAGUCUAUCAAUUUGUGUUUCUAAACAUGGGUGUAGGCAAAGGAUGGGCCCAUCCCAUCCACAUGCAUGGUCACAGUUUUCAUGUGGUCAAGAUGGGAUUCCCAACUUAUAACGAGACUACAGGUGAGACAAGAAGAUUCAAUAGAACUCUUGAGCUUCCUCUUUUUUUUUUGAGAAAUCCUCAUGUGGAUCGUCAAUGACACAUUUUUGAGAAACCCUCCUAUUGAACUUCAGUGACAACUGUUAGAUAAAUCCUUAUAUGGAACCUGAAUGACAACUGUUAGAGAAAUCCUGAUAUGGACCAUCAAUGACAAAUGUUAGUGAAAUCCUCAUAUAGAAACUCAGUGACAAAUGUUAGAGACAUCCUUAUAUGAAUCCUCGAUGACAACUGUUAGAUAAAUCCUCAUAUAGAAACUCAGUGACAAAUGUUAGAGACAUCCUUAUAUGAAUCCUCGAUGACAACUGUUAGAUAAAUCCUCAUAUGGAACCUCAGUGACAAAUGGUAGAGAAGUUCUCAGGUAGAUCGUCAAUGAAAAAUGUCAGACAAAACAUCCAAUUCAAUUUAUAACUGAUACAAAGUUAAACAAUUUUUAUCAUCUAGAAUAAAAUAUGGUUAUUAUUAUUUCUAUAAUAUAAAUUAUUUAAAAAUAAAGCAGCUUCAUUUUGCAGCUAAAGAAAAAAAAAGGGGGUGGGGGGGAGUUGGUGCUUUUUAAAAAAUAGAGUAAGUAUAAAUGUAUAAUAUGAAUUUAUUUUAAAAAAAAAAAAAAAUAAUGAAAAGUAAAAAAUUAAAAAUCUAAAAUAAAAAUUAUUAAAAAAAAAAGCAGCUUCAUUUUGCAGCUAAAGAAAAAAAAAGGGGGUGGGGGGGAGUUGGUGCUUUUUAAAAAAUAGAGUAAGUAUAAAUGUAUAAUAUGAAUUUAUUUUAAAAAAAAAAAGAAAUAAUGAAAAGUCUAAAAUUACAACUGCAGCGAUGUGUGCAGAGAUGGGUGAUGAUUCAGCAAUAUUUAAAUUAAUUACAACAUACAAAACCCAAUGUCAAAUUUCAACUAAAAAUGAAGUGCUGUAUUCAAUAAUUUUUAAAUUUGUUUUAAACCAGGGAAAGUACUUCAUGACAAUCUAGACAUUGCCUGCCGGGGAAAUCCUGACAGAGAGAAAAGUUACUGCAAUACCGCAAGCUGGGCAAAUAGUUCAUGGGGAGGUAACACCGUUCCUGGUCUUGAACUAGAGUUGCCUCCUGUCAAAGAUACCAUUACAGUUCCGACUGGAGGGUGAGUCAGUGAAAUUAAUAUUUUCAAAAAUGCGUCAUUGCAGAUAAGAAACAAUCAUCAAGUCCACAAGAACGGCUUUCUGUCGAUGGCGUAUCUGGUUUCAGUGCCACCUGAGGGUGGACCAAGAUUUUUUGCCUCACCUUCCACGAUAAAACUAUGCAGUGCCCCGACAACUGGCUCCCGGGGCAGACGACCCUCUCCGUACCCCUUCCUACGCCCAUGCUUUCUGUUAAAGUUGAAAUUCAUUUUAAAAAAAUCAAAUCCUAACUACUACUUUAGAGUAAAAAAAGUUUCUUUUAUAAAACAAUUCCUAAUUAAGUAGGUUAACGUAAAAUUUAGAUUCACAAAGUUAUUUAGUAAACAUCACAAUAAUUUUAAGGACAACUUGAUGACUGUCUUCCUCAGAUGCUUUAAUAAUUUGUCUAACUCUCUUUAUCUUUUAUGUAUUCAAAAUAGAAAUGACAUUGACAUAAUUUCGCCCUAGAAUUUUUAAAAAUCUUUUUCAUAUAUCAUUCUAUAAAUGAUAAAUGAUUAAUAGUCUUGUUCCAUCACUAAAACAUGUUUUACAUUACAUGUGAAUGGUAUUUUUAAAAAAUGCUUAGGCUACGUAUGCAUUUAAUUAAAUUAAAGUUAUGAGACAUGUUAGCCUAGGGCAUCAAUGGUUGCUACAUUAACCAACAGAACCUCUACUCUUCUUCUACUCCAGGUAUGUUGUAGUACGUAUAAGGACAGAUAACCCGGGUGUCUGGUUGAUGCACUGUCAUAUUGAGCUGCACAUGUUGGAUGGAAUGGUUCUUAUGCUCAAUGAAUCUUUCGGCCACCAUCCGCCGCCCCCGAGUGACUUCCCCAAAUGUGGAGAUUUUCUCUACACGGGCAAACUAAAAAAUGAAAUCGAUGUACCAAAUAAUGGGGGUAGUGAUGAGGGUGAGUAAAACAUUGAAUGGCAAUAAUUUAUAAUUUCACAAAAUUCAUUGACGGUUUAUUGUUCUUUAUCGCUGAAAAAUUGAUUUUUGUUUUAAAACCAAACUAAACGAUUUGAAGUUUGAUAUAAAUCGGUUUCAAUAGACCGUUGAAAAACAGCCAGCACAACCUGAUUGGCUGCUUACUCCCACCUAUGGCAUACCCUUGUUUAAAGUUGGUAAAUAAAUGCAGUUAUUACACAUUGACUACGGACCUGGGAAAAGCAUUUAUUCAGUGUGGCGAGUCAAGCAAUCAUGAAGUUUGAAAAUGUUAAUGCAAUUUUUCUUGAACAUAUUGUUAACCACAUGUAAAAUGGACAUCAUUUCAAAUAUUUAUGCUUUAAAUAGGAUAUAGUUUUUAGAGCUGUGCAUAUAUAAUAUUUUUCAACCAUUUUCCUUUCCAGAUCAAAUAGCGAUUAGAACAUUCUGGAUUGUUGUGGGUUGUCUCAUCGCUCUGGCUGUAAUACAGUUUUUCAUCCUGUUUUUGUGUAUGUGUAGAUUAUGUUCAAGGACAAAAAAGGCUAAACUUUGAUGACUCAUUGUUAUUGAAAACGUAUGCCUUCAAAAAUAAAGUUGGCUGUCACAAGCACGUAUAUUUAUUUAGGAAAAAAAAUAAUUAAAUUCCUGUUAUGCUAUGAAUAAAUAACCAUUUUAGUGCUGAAAUAUUUUUGAAUUCAAAUGAAUUUAUAAAAAAAACUUACCAC
Messenger RNA from Lymnaea stagnalis (great pond snail), 22776 nucleotides. The record is from the annotation of a GenBank genome assembly. NCBI's taxonomy places the organism in Eukaryota, Metazoa, Mollusca, Gastropoda, Lymnaeidae.